AUGAAAAAAAUGCUUGAGUUCUACACUAACAUUAACUCGGGAUUGAUGCCUGAGAGCAUGCAGCCGCCGCUGUCGUGCGCAGGAAGGACAGAUAUAUCAUCUACAGAGCUCAGUGCCAGUAUCAAGAGGGAGAAGAUUGUGGAGAUAUGCGAGGGAUGUGGUCAGAAGAUUCAGGACCGCUACUUGAUGCGAGUAGGCGAUUUAUCUUGGCACGAACACUGCCUGAGUUGCUGUGUCUGCGGCUGUCCCCUUGCUCAUACAUGUUACACUAGAAAUGCGAAACUAUAUUGCAAACCAGAUUAUGACAGAUUAUUCGGCGUCAAAUGUACUCGCUGUGGAGACAGAUUACUACCCCAGGAGAUGGUCAUGCGAGCUCAGCAAUAUGUCUUUCACAUUCAAUGCUUUGUAUGUGUCAUGUGCUGCCAACCUCUGCAAAAAGGUGAACAAUAUGUCAUCAGGGCUGGACAGAUAUUUUGUAGACAAGAUUUUGAGAAAGAAAUGUAUCUGAUGCAACACGCGGAAGAUGAUAUGAUAAUAGAUGAUUCGGAGCGGCCUCGUGACGGAAGGAGAGGACCAAAACGCCCCAGAACCAUACUAACAUCAGCUCAGCGACGGCAAUUCAAAGCUUCUUUUGAAGUGAGCCCGAAACCAUGCCGUAAAGUAAGAGAAGCUUUAGCUAAAGACACGGGAUUGAGUGUGAGAGUGGUCCAGGUGUGGUUCCAGAAUCAGAGAGCUAAAAUGAAAAAGAUUCAACGCAAAGCGAAACAAGAAGGUGAUAAAAAUAAUGACAAGGACAAAGACAAAGAUGAAAAGAGUAUAAAACAAGAGUCACCAUCCAGUGAACACGGGAAUUACCUUGGCUUGGACAACUCUUAUUCAGCUUCUAGUCAACCACUUAAUCCGAAUUUGCCAUAUUCUCCUGAUGAUUAUCCAGCUCACUCGGGAGACAGCUUCUGCAGUUCGGAUAUUUCUCUUGAUGGGAGUAAUUUCGAUCAACUUGAUGAAGGUACUUCUGAUACCAUGAGCCUACAGAACUUGGAGGUGCCCCACCUUCCCCAUCAUGGGAACCAUUCGUCACACGAGCCUCUGAAUCUUGGCACAGGGGCUGUCGUCAACCCAAUCGAUAAGUUAUAUCUAAUGCAAAAUUCAUAUUUUAGUACAGAUCAUUGA
This is a messenger RNA of Danaus chrysippus (African queen), 1170 nucleotides long. NCBI's taxonomy places the organism in Eukaryota, Metazoa, Arthropoda, Insecta, Lepidoptera, Nymphalidae. The record is from the annotation of a GenBank genome assembly.